UCUCAUAGUCCUGCGACAAGUAUAAUCAGCUACGAUACCAUUUUCCAAUAAUGUGUGUACACCCGUAGCAACUGACAGUCCUUCCGAGGCAUUACAGUAAAUUAAAAUUUACAUACCAAUAAUUAUAGUGCAUUUAUCAUUAAAGUAUUGUUUUUUAACAAUGUAAUUAGCAUGCGUAUAGUUUUUUCUCUUCAACAAAAAUAACCGUCUGCUAUGUGUACGUAAAGAAGCAUUUAAAAAGUAAUUUUGAUUUCAAACGACGACUGAGCUGAGUAAUGAAUAAACAGUGUACAUGCACAAAUGCAAUGGAGUCUCCUUCAAGUGAUAACUCUGAACUAGUUAAAUAAAAUUUGGAAGACAUUCAAUCUUAUAUGAUUGACGAGAAAAUAUCCAAGCACAAAAAGAUAAGCUCAAAGACUGAUAUAAAAUAAUUAAGCAUCAACAUUUUAUUUGAAUAAAAUUUAUAUAAAAAUGGGCAAGUGUUGCAGUAAGAGACAAGAACCCCAACCUAUUGUUUAUAAAAAAGCUGAAGUUGCUUUAAGUUCAAAACACAGCAAUGGAGGCUCUUUGGACAGAUAUACAGCUGAUCCAAAUCAAAGAGGAGUUCAAACUCGGGCUGAUAUUAUUCGUCCAAGACCCACGCCUUGUAAGAUACAGAUACUUGAUCAAUCUCGUAAAACAAAUUCACCUGUUAUUUUAUCAGCAUCUCACUCACAAAGAGUAAAUAAAAUAGUUGUGGCGCUAUAUAAUUAUACUGCAAGAGAAAGCACAGACGUGAGCUUUGUAAAGGGUGAUCGAAUGGAAGUGUUAGACGAUUCAGAAGCUGACUGGUGGCGAGUAUUCCAUUUAAGAACUCUUCAAGAAGGUCUUAUACCAUGGAACUUUGUAGCAGUUGAGCGUUCAGUUGAAAGUGAAGAUUGGUUCUUCGAGAAUGUUUCAAGAAAAGAAGCUGGUAAGCUACUACUCGUUGAUGAAAAUCCACGAGGUACAUUUUUAGUAAGACCAAGUGAGCACAACCCUCGAGGUUACAGUUUGUCAGUAAAAGAUUGGGAGGAAGGUCGAGGCCAUCAUGUAAAGCAUUAUAAAAUAAAACCACUUGACAACGGUGGAUUUUUUAUCGCUACCAAUCAAACUUUUCCAACUUUGCCAGCUCUUGUAAUGGCCUACAGCAAAAAUGCCCUCGGUUUAUGUCAUGUAUUAUCAAAACCAUGCCCUAAACCACAACCUGACAUGUGGGAUCUUGGACCAGAAUUACGUGACAAAUGGGAAAUAAAUCGUAGUGAGAUACAACUUAUACGUAAACUCGGACAUGGUAAUUUUGGUGAAGUUUAUUAUGGAAAGUGGCGUAAUCAAAUAGAAGUUGCUGUUAAAACAUUAAGACCAGGAACAAUGUCGACCGAAGCAUUUCUUCAGGAAGCUGCCAUUAUGAAACAAUUUAGGCACAGGCAUUUAGUUGCUUUGUACGCUGUUUGUUCCAAAGAAGAGCCUAUUUACAUUGUACAAGAGUACAUGUGUAAUGGAAGCCUAUUAGACUUUUUAAGAACUGGUGAUGGCAAGUAUAUGCAAUUCGAAGAUCUCAUUUAUAUUGCUGCACAAGUUGCUUCUGGAAUGGAACAUUUGGAGAGUAAACAGCUUAUUCAUCGAGACUUGGCAGCAAGGAAUGUACUUAUUGGUGAAAAAAAUAAAGCUAAAAUCUGUGAUUUCGGUUUGGCAAGGGUUAUUGAAGAUGAUGAAUAUUGUCCGAAGCAAGGUAGUAGAUUUCCAGUCAAAUGGACUGCACCAGAAGCUAUUGUUUAUGGCAGAUUUAGUAUUAAAAGUGAUGUUUGGUCUUACGGUAUACUGCUCAUGGAACUUUUUACAUACGGUCAAGUUCCCUAUCCAGGCAUGCAUGGCCGAGAAGUAAUUGAACAAGUUGAUAAAGGAUAUCGGAUGCCUAAGCCAGCUAAUCAACCAUUACCAGAUAGCAUUUAUCGCCUCAUGUUACAAUGUUGGGACGCUUGUCCCGAGAAGAGACCUACAUUUGAAUUUCUCAAUCAUUACUUUGAAUCAUUUAAUGUAACAAGUGAAAUACCAUAUUUAGAACCACCAACAGACUGAUACACGGCUCAUAUGAUGCAGGGUCAUGCUGUACCGCAUGGUCAUUAUCAUCCGGCUCAUUACAAUUGUGCCAUGGAAUUUUAUGGAAUUUAUUGUUGAAAUCCAUAAUCAACGAAAAAGUUUUAAAACAAAAAAGGAAAAAAAAAACAAAUUCCAAUGUUAAAUUAUUUAUGAGUGAGUAUUUACUUUUUUUUUUCUUUUGUUUCUAUAAUUAAAAAAAUCAUUCCGAACACUGCCAGAAUGUAGCCAGUAAACGGAUUUAUCAUUUACAAUCGAUAUUUAACUGCGUGCCAUAAAAUUUGAUUAAUUAGUUACGGAGAAUUACAAAUAAGGCAUAAUGUUUUUAUUUUUUGUAAAUUAUUACGAAAAGUAUAAAAAUUUUAUUAAAUCUUAAACAAUUAAGUAAAUGCAUUUGAUCUUUUUUCAAUAAUAAUUAAAAUAUUUCUGGAAAAAGAAUUAAAAGACUUUUUUUGAGACUAAAAGGAGGAGUAAAAAUUUAUAAGUGGAUCAAAUUUUUUAUCUUUUACAAAAUUGUAGAAAAAUAGUGUAUUUAAUAAAAUAUCAACUAAAUUUUGUUCCUUGCAAAAUGUUAACAUUGUAGUGAUUAAUAAUAAUAAGAAUGAAAUAAGAACAAUUGUUUAUUAAUUAUAAUAGAAACAAAGAAAAAAUUAUGACGAUUAAAAAUUCAAUAGUUAAAAUAAGUCUAUAGCACAAAUCAAGAGCUGAACCAUGUCAGGCAAUUUUACUAGUGAUGCUUGCACAUAAUAUGUGCAAUUAAAUAUCCUAAUGCAAUCGUAAAAUUAAUUUAUAAAUAAAUAAUUAUUUCUCAAACAUUUGUUUAUUGCUGUGAUCCAUUAUUUUUAUGAAAAAAAAAAAUGAGUCAAUACCUGAAUAUAAUUAUUCUGGUAAUUUUAUGCAUUUACUUUUUUCUUUUGAAUUUUAUAUUAUUAUAAUAAUUAAUCGAUUAACAUAGUUUGUCAUCAUUCAUUUGAUACUAUUAUAUUUAUUUAUAAAAAUAAAUGUAAGAAUAAUUUUUAUUCAAAUUAAAAGCAGUGUAGCCGUCGAACAAAAUUUUUAUAAAAAAAAUAUGUAUUGAAAGAUGACGAGUGUAUGUUUUACUGAGUAUGUGUGAACAAUUUCGUAAAAUUCAUACUUAUUGAGAACAAAAGUAAUAAUAAUAACAAUAAUACUAUUAAUAAUUAUAAUAAUAACAACAAAAAAAAACAACAACAAUAAUAAUUAUUAUUAUUAUUAUAAUUAUAACAUAACAAUAUACAGAGAAAAUGCGAAAAAAAUAAUCUUAAGUCAUCGAUGUUACUCGUACAAAGUAUUUGAAAAAUAAAAGCCCUGUAAAUUUUAUACUUAAAAGUAAAAGACAGUAAAUUAGUUUAUAUGUUGAAGUAAAUAAGUCAUCGUAUGUGUAAUUUUGAAAUAUUUAUAAAGAAUCACCGCCAGAAAUUAUAUUAAAUAGUUACGAAAAGCCAAAAAAGAAACAAAUAAAUUAAUUGAAUCUCAAAAGAAUAUGACGAAAAAUUUAUUUUAUUGAUUUCUAAGAUAAGUGUUGAAACAUAUAUAUUACAUCUGGACAGGAUCCGUCGAUAUUAAUGAUCAACUUUAAUAAUAAUGCUGAUCUAGGGUAGAUUAUUAAUACUAAAAUAUGAUUGAAUUGAAAAAGUAGUGUAGUCUGUACGUCCAAUAGAAUGUUUUCUAAGAUUUUAUACAACUAAAAAAUUAAUGUUACGUUAUGAUAUUCGAGUAAAGUGAAUAUUCGAAAUAUGUUAUUUAUUUAAAACAA
Molecule: messenger RNA, 3892 nt
Organism: Chelonus insularis
Lineage: Eukaryota; Metazoa; Arthropoda; Insecta; Hymenoptera; Braconidae
Gene: Src64B
Product: Tyrosine-protein kinase Src64B
Exons: 7
Coding region: 472-2097 (541 amino acids)
Biological process (GO): cell surface receptor protein tyrosine kinase signaling pathway; protein phosphorylation; cell differentiation
Cellular component (GO): extrinsic component of cytoplasmic side of plasma membrane
Molecular function (GO): non-membrane spanning protein tyrosine kinase activity; ATP binding; signaling receptor binding
Source: RefSeq, a predicted model, not a curated record